UUACCAGUGGUGCUCGACAGAAAGACGAGGAAUGGAAUCCAGAAGAGAAUGGAGGCUUUGCCAUACAUGAGAACGACCCUAGCAAAGCAGGACCAAGUGAUCCAUUGGCACAACUAGAAAAGACGUCAGAUGCCCUUCGCAAAGCAAAGGAGAUUGGCGCGCCAAGAAUAGAAUCAUUGCAGGAACUUUCUGACACAUAUAACACCGACCCAUACGAACUCUCUAAGCGAGUUCGUAAGCAGUUUCGAGAGGUCAAAAAGGUCGAUAAACGAAAGAGGGAAGAGGAGGAAGCCGUCAAAGAUAAAUACUCCCUCCCAUCCACCUUAAAACUUGUUGAAGAGUCAGAGGUGAAAGAGGAGGCCAAAAAUCUGUGGGCAAAGGAGAGAACAGAAUGGGAGGCUAACGAACGGACCAAACGACGAAGGACCAUUGCAGAGGUCGGAAAGACCACUAAAAAGGACGGCUCGUUAGCAGCAUCACUUUUGAAGAAUUCUCUCAAAUCUAGUGAUCCUUUCCUUUCCUCCAAAUCGUCGUCCUCAAAGCCAGCUCUGGCCGGGAUUGUUCGCCGACCAAGAGGAUAA
Messenger RNA from Acaulospora colombiana, 581 nucleotides. The record is from the annotation of a GenBank genome assembly. NCBI's taxonomy places the organism in Eukaryota, Fungi, Glomeromycota, Glomeromycetes, Diversisporales, Acaulosporaceae.